UCGUUGCCUCCCUCCCAAUGGAAGCCAUAUUGAUUUUUUUAAAUAUGAAGAGAUAGGUGUGGUUAUUUCUCUGUUUAGAACUAUGAACAAACAUAUGGUAUUUUGGAGUCCAGAUCAAAAUAGAAGAGGCUGUUAGUUAUGUCGCGGGAAACCGCAACAUUCCCUCGAUAACAUUCAGCAUAGACUGGAUGUGCCGAACGGGGGUGUCUUUAAUGUAGAAUGAGCAGUUGGACUGAAAGAAUGCAUCGCCGAGCUGCUACAUUUAGCAAUGUGGUCACAUCAUGUGGACACCCCACAUAUGCCUUCCCUCAUCGUCUGGAGAAGGUGAAGUUUGGCGUUCAUCUUGAUGAAGUAUGUAAGAACGACAUUCCUGCACCACUCUUGGUGCUCAUACUAAAGCUCAAUAAGGAGGCACCAUUCAAGAAAGAUGUAUUUCGUGCACCUGGGUACCAGGGCUCAAUGAAAAAGCUCUCUCACUUCUUGCAAGCGGGGCGCCUUGUCAACAUUGAUAACUUUUCUGUGUAUACAAUUGCAUCCGUCCUGAAAAAGUUUCUUCGGAAGAUUCCAGGGGGCAUAUUUGGCCGAAUCAAUGAACAACGUCUUUUUCAUAUAAUUACUUUGGAAAGUAUGGAGGAACAACGUAAUGAAAUCCAUAGACUAAUAACAUCAAUGCCAGUCCACACGCAACGCUUACUUGUGCUUCUUUUUGGGACAUUCAGAGUCAUUGCAGCCAAUGCAGAUCGUGCAGGCACUGGAAUGACUUCAGAAGCCCUUGGUGUAUCUGUUGCUCCUAGUUUCUUUCAGAGUUGUGUCAGUGAUGGAAAAACAGCUAAAAUGGAAGAUGUUCUACGAUAUAAGGCUGAAGUUAACGUGGCCACACGCAUAAUGAAAUUCCUCAUUGAUAACUUUGGUGUUAGCAACUUGUUUGGACGGGAGAACUAUGAAUUUUAUGCACGUAUCACCGGUCGCAUCCUGAAGGUUGAAGAUGAUUGGAUAUUCAGCUUUAGAUAUCCUCCUGAUUCAUUUGUUUCUCCCAUGUCUCAUCAAGAAGAAAGUCAGUCAACUCCAGCUCUGAUUCACAUUCCUGGUGGUCUUGAUCCUAGUGUAGCUAAUAGCUCCCUAGGCAUCAUCCCAGAAAAUAAUCUUCUUGAGAGCUACACUCGUCUAUCAAUCAGCCUUGAGGAAAAUGGCCUUUUUAAGGCGGCAAGCCGGUCAUCUUCAAGUUCUGCAACUGCUAGUCAUCACAUGACCUUAGAUGAGCUGAGAGCAGUAAAUCGUUAUGCAGAGAGCACUAAAAGUCUUUCUUACCUUCCUCAAGUCCACGAGCGUCAGACUGAACGAAUGCGCACACGAUCCGAAUGGUUCUUAACUCCUACUGCUGCUGCCCAAUUUGAAUGUGCAUAUGGUGGGUGCAUUGACUCAGACCCAACACUUCAUGUUCUGAGAGGUGCUAAUACACGUUCUUCAUCUUCAAAUAUUGGUGCUGGGCUAAGUGCCAGUGCAGAAUCUGUUCAGAAACGUCCAAGCAUUAGGCGCACUAAUAGCCGUAGUGAGAAAACUCGACAUUUAGUUCACCGUAACUCCAGUCGCAGGAACAAAGAAAAUGGGCAGAGAGGGACUUCUGACCGUGCUGACAGAGUUGAAAGAGCAUCUGGAUCGGGUGAUUGCACACCGCCUUCAGAACAAAUAAAUUUGCCCUCCAAUGUUACUCUUACCUAUAAACCUAGGAUAUAGUGCCAGCUGGCUUUUACAAAUGUGUUCAUUUUGCAAGAUUGUCAGAGGUGUAUCAAGUCUACAUAUACCUGGGCUCUCACAGUCUGUGUCAUGAGUCGCCUUGCUAAAAAGGAAUUUGUGCUGUCGAUUGCAAGCAUUGUGAAAGGAAGUCAUACAUAGGAAUGACUCAGUCUUUUAUACACCUCUUUGAAAUACCAAAGACUCUACAAAUAAUUUUUUUUCUAUCUUAAGCUGUUGUGUAAGAGUGGUUUUGUAUUUUCUGAGUGACCAAUAUUUUCCAUUGUUCUUCAACUUCUAAAUCUUCACAGCUUACAAUUUCUAAAAGUUCAAGUCACAUGUGUCGUCUCUUCUUUUAAGAAUUGGGUGUAGGGCAUAAUUAACUGAAGAACAAUUCUUGCAGAUCAUGCAAUCACCACUAUGUAUCCAUUACAUGUACAGUUUGUUGUAAGUUUCCUUAAGUGGAUUUGCAAAGAAAUGCAGGAUGAUACACCCAGCUUUAUUUUAAGUAUUAUGCAAAGGCAUUUCAUAUUGCAUUUUUAGUUUAUUGUAAUUUAAGAUAUUCAGAUAUUAAUGUGAAAUCUUGUCCUUUCUUUCCUUACCUAACUUGUGUUCAUUGAAGAGAAGACAUGUGGACAUUCAAAUGCCAAAACAUGUGUAUGUAUUAAUUUUGGGUUCUGACUAACAUUUAGGAUGAAUUAGAGUUGUCAGUUUUGUCACCCACUUUGCACUACUUAUCAAUACUGUGAGCAACUGUAUAUUGACCAUGGUGACUACCGCAUUUUCUUAGGUUUGAAAAGAGACCUCUUCGGAAGAUUUUGUUGAAAUCUUUGUGAUGUGAUCAUCUGGCUAUCUUAUGUUCUAUUCCUUGUUACCAGAUUUUGGAGUAUGAACUUUAUCUAAUUGUUGGUUGACUUAGCAGCUCCUUUCUAGUUCUGUAUGAUGUUUGCCUUUAGCACAAGCUUGAGUCACUGCUUUUAUUUUGUGUUAUGCACGUGUAUUACUGUAUUAUUAUCAUUAUUAUUAUUGUUAGCAUUUAUGCAAAUAUGCCCAUUAUCUUCCCUGAUCAUGUUUUGUUUAUCAUUUAGUUUCCUCAGGUUAGGUGACUUUUCUGAACUCUCUGACGAUGAGUCAUAAUGUAGCACAUUUUUUCUUAACGUUGUCUAAACUUUUUUCUUUUAUCAUUCUUUAAGUGCAUAUUUAUGUUAUGGGUUAACUGUAACAGUUGCAAAUUUCAAGACAUAGAUUGUAAACUUUUUCAUAUUAUUGUGUAUGUUGUACGUAUGUAUCAAUUUUUAUUUUUAUAUUUGUGCAUAUAAAACUAUUUCCUACAAUGUAAAUCUAUUUCCAUGUAAGUGUUGUCUUCUGUUUUGGCUGUCCAGCCUUAGCAAUUAUAAAUGGUGAACUGCUUUCAAAAAAAAAAAAUAGACUGAUGUGAGCUUUUUCUUAAUUGCAUAUCUGACAUAUUUCUCUCUAGCCUAUUCUACUUUGAGGUAUCAAACUUUUUGCGAGGGGAGAAGCAAGUGCUAAUUGCUUUGAUAGGACUGUGUCUGACAUUCUAGAGAAGAGCAGUUGCUUGCAAAAACAAAAACAAAAAAAGAGAGAAUUUUAACUAGAUUGUGUUCUAUUUCAAUGACCUGCUAAAAUGAUGUUGAUGUAGCAGGGGCUAGAAGAAUCAUUUUUGUGUCAUUCCCCUUCUAGCUGGACUGGUUUAACUGCUUUUGACUGAUUUUUAGUUUUGUUUUUUUUGUGUUUCACAGCAAUUUCUAGUUCAAAAUGUUACCAAAUAUGUGAUUACAGUUAAUAUAUUUGUUCUUUCCUCUUGAUUAUUUCCCUCUAGUUUUUCGUGAGAUUAAGGAGUUAGCGCAGAAAUUGAGUCAGAUUUUUAUUUCUUAAAGCAAAGUACCCUUUGAAUUUUAAGAUAUGAUGUGGCAAAGUCUGUGACAUUGUUCACUUCCCGAUUGUUUCUACAUUUAAGUAUAAAGUGACAAUAGUUUUGGUCAAAGACACCUCAGUAAUGCUGCCGGCCAAAUAUCUGCCAAAGAAUUAUUCUCAUCUGACUGAUUUACCCCCUUUCUUAUUAUUAACUGAAGUAUUGACCCGCCCUUUUGUCAUAUCAGCUUUUAAAGUGAAAAGGAUAAUGUCGGAGUAUACACUUAAAGAUUUAUUCAAUUUUUCAGAUGGCUUAAGAGCACCUAUUAAAAUCAUGAUAAUGAUAAACCAUGUCUACCUGAAUUAAUCUUCCAGUAUUUGUUCUAACAGUUAUUCUCUGGGCUGUGCCAAAUAUCUCUGUGCACCCAGCUGUGUCAGUUAUGUUCAAGUGCUAAAUUUUAUUUUAGUUCCUGCUUUGGAUAAUACCCUGUGUAGUUCCAAACUAAAAUACAAAAUACUCCUAGCUGGCUUACUAUGCUACUUUGUGCAAAGUGUACUCUUGUGCAUAAGAUAUGUAUGGUAGCUUAAAUUUUUUUCUGAAAAUGAUAUUGUUUUGUCCAAAUUGCUAUCUGUACCAUAUAUUGUGACUAUGCUGAAUUUGAACAGGACUGCAGAUGUCUUGUUUUAAAAUUGAAUUUAACCAGUUUGUGGUAAUUUUAGAUGCAUAAGUCACUAUGUAUAUCAUAUAUUUACCAUGUAUAUUAUUAACAUAGUAUUGGCUCCCACCCCAAGCAUCAGAGUGACUUUUGAGUUUAAUGUAUUGUUGUUGGAAGUGUAGAGAGUCUAUUUGAUCUUUAUUGAUAUGUAUGAACAAACUCUUAUGAGGCAAGUCAUGAUGGACGUUUUUCUUUUAAUAUUCCAUUUGUGUUAAAGAAGUUAAUGUUCAUGUUUUGUUUUUUAUUCUCAUUGCAAUUACUCUCGAGGGACCAUUUAAAACAUUAGUUUGCCACUGUGUGUCAAAGUGUCAAACUCAACUAUGAGAGUGGGAAAGUACUCCCUUUCCUUAUCUCAGGAGCAAUUGCAAUGAGACUAGUUGUAUUUUAGAGUUCUUUAAAUAUUCCUUGUACAUUCUUACUCAGCAUUUUGUAUAUGGUGAAUUAAUAAAUAAAACGUGUUUGGUUUUUUA
This is a messenger RNA of Frankliniella occidentalis (western flower thrips), 4789 nucleotides long. It is a transcript of the gene RhoGAP71E, whose product is annotated as rho GTPase-activating protein 20. The record is from RefSeq and is a predicted model, not a curated record. The transcript is spliced from 11 exons. NCBI's taxonomy places the organism in Eukaryota, Metazoa, Arthropoda, Insecta, Thysanoptera, Thripidae. Gene Ontology annotation, molecular function: GTPase activator activity. The coding region runs from base 220 to 1734 and encodes 504 amino acids. Gene Ontology annotation, biological process: signal transduction.